Messenger RNA from Aureobasidium namibiae CBS 147.97, 960 nucleotides. RefSeq lists its product as uncharacterized. The coding region runs from base 1 to 960 and encodes 319 amino acids. The record is from RefSeq and is a predicted model, not a curated record. The transcript has a single exon. Lineage: Eukaryota; Fungi; Ascomycota; Dothideomycetes; Dothideales; Saccotheciaceae.
AUGCCUUCCACAACGUCGUGUCUGUCUUCGCCUAAUGCUACACCGUUCAUCAUCACUGUGCAGGAUGCUAUUCUACUGGAAGAUUCGGAGGGUUUCAGCAUCCUCCGUAACCACCUCUCGAAUGAAUGCUGCAACGACUUCUGCAGUGAACACGAAACAGAUGUUGUUGAAGACCAACAAGCCUGGAUUCUUAUGAGAGAUAUCCUCCAUGCCCUGCUUGCACCUGUUGUAGCACUUCACGACCACACAUCAAGGAUUGCUCAAAAGUACACCAAGGCCAUCAAACCAGAGGAUAUCGAAUUUGCUUUUAGAAACAAGGGCCGCAACGCAUUUGUCUGGCUCACUUCGUUCCUGGCAGAUGACGCAGACUGGUGUCUCAGCAAGGACUGCCCCGCUUGCGUAGUCCAACACGCCUUGGACGCCGAAUUCCAGAUCAGACUAAUGGCUGCUGCGUGUAUGCUUUCCUGCGCAAAGGGCCCGGAGCCUGGUGAUGGCCCGACUCUCCCCUCAUUCGACUUCUUCCUCCGAUCGCUAUGUGAUGCUCUCACGGAAGACGAGCUCUGGGGCCCGGAGUAUUACGAAUACGUCGAACCCAAGGCCGAAGACUUGAACCUCGGUAUGCAAGAUCUAAUGCGUCAGUGUGAGCGACUCGAGCUGUCCAUGACACCGCCUGGUACUCCGGAAGACGAACCUCUUCCUUCAUUCUCAUACUUCUCGGAGCGCAGAAUGUCCCUCAUGACACCAACCAAGACCAUCUACCCGAGGAGACAGUCCGUGGUACCGGGCAUCACGAUAAAGCGAUCAAAGCUAGCCAAGGUCCAAAUGAAGAUGGCACAGGAGGAGGAACAGUGGCUGCAGUCUUUCGUCAACAACGCAUGGCAAUCACUCAACCCAUUUCAGAUGGAGCUGCCCUCGAUGAACACAAUCGCGCGCCGCAUGUCGCUCGUCGCAGGCCCCUGA